This is a messenger RNA of Brassica rapa (field mustard), 1540 nucleotides long. RefSeq names its product UDP-xylose transporter 3. The record is from RefSeq and is a predicted model, not a curated record. NCBI's taxonomy places the organism in Eukaryota, Viridiplantae, Streptophyta, Magnoliopsida, Brassicales, Brassicaceae.
GUUUUUAGGUCGGUUCUGGUUCGGAUUUUCGGGUCAGGUUAAAAUGCUUACGCCUAGAAUGAUUACAAUUUUAGCCCGCGGUAAAUUUGCUGGUGGGGCCCACGGGAACCAUCAUCGUCCUCUCUCAUUCUAUUUUCCUCUGUACGGUGGUGAGUGAAGACCAUCGUCAUCGUCAGAUUGCGAAAAUAGGAACCUCUGAAUCUCUUCUCCUCCGUCGAAGUUUGAAUCCUCUCUCUCCUUCUCACCGGUUGAGCUUCCUCCCCCAGCUUCAGUUCUCUCGCAAAUUUACGAAUGAGAUCGUUGUAGAUCGGUGAUUGAAGCGAGAGAGAUAAAUAAAAAUUAGGAGAGCGAAGAUGAGCGAGGGGCAGAAGUUCCAGCUAGGAACAAUCGGCGCUUUGAGUUUGUCCGUUGUGUCGUCUGUGUCGAUCGUGAUCUGUAACAAGGCCCUCAUUAGCACCCUUGGCUUCACCUUCGCGACUACUUUGACAAGUUGGCAUCUAUUGGUCACGUUUUGUUCCCUUCAUGUGGCACUAUGGAUGAAGAUGUUUGAACACAAGCCUUUCGAUCCACGAGCUGUGAUGGGAUUUGGCAUAUUGAAUGGGAUAUCCAUUGGACUAUUGAACCUCAGCCUGGGCUUUAACUCCGUUGGUUUUUACCAGAUGACAAAGCUAGCAAUCAUCCCCUGUACUGUUCUCUUGGAGACUCUCUUCUUCAGGAAAAAGUUCAGCCGAAAAAUUCAGUUUUCAUUAACCAUCCUUCUUCUUGGUGUUGGAAUUGCAACCGUCACAGAUCUUCAGCUUAAUAUGCUGGGUUCUGUCUUGUCGCUGCUGGCUGUUAUCACAACCUGUGUCGCUCAAAUUAUGACAAAUACCAUCCAGAAGAAGUUCAAAGUUUCAUCCACGCAGCUUCUUUAUCAGUCUUGCCCUUAUCAAGCAAUCACACUUUUCGUCACUGGACCAUUUUUAGAUGGGCUCCUAACCAACCAGAACGUGUUUGCUUUCAAGUACACUUCUCAAGUUGUGUUUUUCAUCGUCCUGUCCUGCAUGAUAUCAGUCUCUGUAAACUUCAGCACUUUUCUGGUCAUUGGGAAAACGUCUCCGGUCACAUAUCAGGUUCUGGGACAUCUGAAAACAUGCCUGGUUCUAGCAUUUGGAUACGUGUUGCUGAAGGACCCAUUCAACUGGCGCAACAUUCUUGGUAUUAUGGUGGCUGUGAUAGGAAUGGUUGUUUAUUCCUAUUUCUGCUCGGUUGAGACUCAGCAGAAGGCAAGUGAAACAUCAACCCAAUUGCCUCAGAUGAAAGAGGGCGAGAAGGAUCCGUUAAUAGCAGCUGAAAAUGGAAGCGGAGUGUUAUCAGAUGGUGGUGCGGGUGUGCAAAAGACGACAGCUCCUGUAUGGAACUCAAAUAAAGAUUUUCAAGCCUAAAAAACUGAACACUGCUAUUUUUUUUCCUUAUAUAUAUAUAUAUCAAACUCUAUUUUGUUAUCAGAUUUGUCAGAAGAAAGGAAAAACUUUUUUUUUAAUUCCUCUUGUUGUUUGUU